Molecule: messenger RNA, 923 nt
Organism: Chelonoidis abingdonii (Abingdon island giant tortoise)
Lineage: Eukaryota; Metazoa; Chordata; Testudines; Testudinidae
Source: RefSeq, a predicted model, not a curated record
AUGCCCGGCCUCCAUGGGCACCAUCACCAUAGCAACCGCCCGGCCCCCCCAUCUCCCCACGUGGCCGGGGGCGGGGCUCCCGCAGUUCCCCGCGCCCGGGAAGCGGAAGUGGUCCGCGGGGGGGAAGAGGGGAAGGCUCCGACGGGGGGGCUGCGCCCUGCGCCGCUCUCCUGCGAGCUCGCCCGCUCGGCCGCCCCGACGGCUCCGCCGCGCCUUCUGACAGGAUCAGCAAGAGCUGUACGACAAGGCCACGUGGAAGUGCUGCUCAACCAAAGUGGGGCUCCCCCGGGUGUCUUUGAAAAGAACCGGGAGCAGCUGAUCAGGAAGACGUGUGAGGCGGUUAUCCUGGGCACCCUGCACCCCCGAACCUCCAUCUCCAUCGUCCUGCAGGUGAUCAGCGACGCGGGUGCCCUGCUGGCAUGCUGCCUGAACGCAGCCUGCAUGGGGCUGAUGGACGCUGGCCUGCCCAUGAAGUCACUCUUCUGUGGGGUGACCUGCGCCCUGGACUCCACCGGAGCCAUCACCCUCGACCCCACGGCCAAGCAGGAGAAGGAGGCUCGGGCCGUGCUGACCUUCGCUAUCAGCAGCAUGGAGCGGCAGGUGCUCAUGUGCACCAGCAAGGGGACCUGCUCGGUGGAGGAGCUGCAGCAGUGUAUUGCGGCCGCCCAGCGGGCCAGCGGCGCCAUCUUCCAGUUCUACCGGGACUCCGUCCGCAGGAAAUACUCCAAGACGUGAGGCUUGGCCGCCCGCGGCUCCGGGUCCCUGCCGAGCGGGGACCCCAGUCGGUGCCCUUCAAACUGCUCCCGGCUCCUGCCCGGCCCGCGCAGGCUGUGUCCGGAUCACCCCAAACCUGGCGUUCGCCGCGGUGAACUCUGUGCCUCGGUGCCCAUUAAAAAGGGGGCUUCCCCCUGUGUGUCCAGCCA